AUGACCGGAUCGGCCAUCAAGUGGAUUACUCCACCGAUGACCGGAUCGGCCAUCGAGUGGAUUACUCCACCGAUGACCGGAUCGGCCAUCGAGUGGAUAACUACUCCACUCCAUGGCCAGACCGGGUCAUUGAGUGGAGUAGUUAUCCACUCGAUGGCCAGACCGGGGAAAGGCCAAGCGUUCUCUGAAGAGCUCCCCGAAGAGACAACAUUUCAGGCUAGAAUCAAGGACCGAGUCAUUGGUUCCUCCGCUACGAACUGGAGACGAACGGAGACCCCCCCACACCUCAACGCUCCAGCCCCUUCCUCAAUGCAAGCUCCGGUGCCUGAGUUUCGACCGCCGGCAAUGCAAUCCAACCUCCUAGCCAGCCUCAUUGCCGAAAUGCGCCUUCAACGCAAGGAGGACCGCGCAAGACACAAGGACCUUAUGAAUUGUUGUGAUGCGGAGAAUGUCAGAUCCAAUCAACGGGCUCUUCUAGACAAGGAUGCCAAGAUAUUGGCCAUUGUUAACGCAGCGCUGAAAAAGCUAAAGCCAGAACAGAUUCUCAAUGUCGACGGAUCGAAUAUCCAGUCGUGGGACAAAGCUCUCGGCGUCAUAGCUUUCAAACGUUUUCAGGACGAAUUCUUCUACACCCCAGAGGAGGACGCAAUUGUCGACCCGUACCAAGAGAAGAUAGCGCGAGGGAUCAUCCACUUCUCAGCCGAGGUGAUAUCAGCUUUCGACAGAUGCGCGAAAACUUUCAUUGAACAAGGCAUUGAGUUCACCUGGGACAACGUCACUGCCCUGAUUUUCCAGAAAGUUGACCUCUUCAUGGAGACCCGAGAUUUCCAACUACCUGCCUCCUCCGACGUACUGCAACUGUGGGAUUUGGCCCGUAUUGAACACAGGCUAGCGGAAGAAACCGGAAGAUCAGAUACCUCAGCAAUGAACAUAAAGCUAGCUAGCCAAUUGGACAAUGUCACCCUAGCUAGCCGCAGCAAUACUAGUGUUUCAGGAACAAGCUCAGCGGCUGAAGAGGGUCAGCAAGUCAGUGCUCUGGCGCUGAACAAGCCACCUAUCUGCUACAUAUGCAAGCAAAACGGACACUACGCAACCAACUGUCCAACUAGCCGGAAAAACAACCCAAGUCACCGACCAGUGCCCAGUCGGCCCAAUCCCAACUCCCAACCCCAAUUCCCUUCAUGCUUGGUUACCUACAACUUCGACCGAGUGCCAUACAUCAAACCGAUUCAACCAGAAUCAAGAGAUCCAGCGCCAACAAAGUCAGCUUCGUCUCCUUUCGUCAAACCAAAAGGCACACCCAAUAUAGCCAAGAAAAUUGAGACACAACAAAUCAACCCGGACCUGUUCGCCAAUGAUGAAGCUGAGACUGUUGAAUAUGUUAUUGAAGGUGAAUAUCUUUCUGCCGAACCGGGUGAUCAACGCUUCAACCUCCGAGAAAUGAUCAUUCAACGUGACGGCCAAGAAGUCAUCUGGGACUCUGGCGCAUCUGACAACGUCACCGGAGAUAGGUACGCAUUGCACAACUUCGUAACUAUAGACCACCCUAUUGCCGUGAAAGUAGCAACUGACUCCAACUGUGACUACAUUACAGGCAUGGGUACCUUGAAAUUUGUCGGGAUGAACAAGGCAAUCAUUGUAGUUAAAAAGAUCUUCUACUGUGAGCGUGCUUGCUCUACCUUAUUGUCUAUUGCGGCAUUCAAGAAGUCUAAUGCAAUGUUUUUUGUGAACGGGAACUUUGAUUCAAUAGAUCUAGUCGACGGCAAUGGAAGCGUCCUCCUCCAUAGCGAAUUUGAUCCCAUCCAUAACACGUGGCCACUACCAAUUCCCACUCAAGCCAUUGUUUCCUCUGUUGUUUCACCCUCUCAUGUCCAAUGGAGCAUAGUCAGUUUACAUGGAAUCCCGAGGAGCUGA
Molecule: messenger RNA, 1914 nt
Organism: Puccinia triticina
Lineage: Eukaryota; Fungi; Basidiomycota; Pucciniomycetes; Pucciniales; Pucciniaceae
Exons: 5
Coding region: 1-1914 (637 amino acids)
Molecular function (GO): zinc ion binding; nucleic acid binding
Source: RefSeq, a predicted model, not a curated record